CUUACGUUUUCGAGGUCAUGACUUGAAGAUGAGUUGAACAAGAUGAGUUGUUUUCUUGCAUGUGAAACAGCGAUAUUAAAUAACCGCUCCAAAUACUGGUACCUGCAAUGGGUGAUAAUCUGCAUUUUCUCUAGGGCUGCUAGACAAUUCCUCCUUUGCCUUUGGAAAAACAGUGGCCAUUUCUGUAUUGUCCAAGUUAAAGUAAUCCUGUAGACUUCAAAUCCAUUACACUCGGUCAUUGAGCGGCUAGGUACCAUCUGCUGCUAAUUUCUUUGCAAGUUCUUGGUUUUAUUACCGUUAUUCCUCAGAGCAGGAUGGGGAGCUGUCUGUCUAAAUUUUUCACUUCCUGAUCUCUUCCGUCGAUAACCUUUUUUGCUGUGGUGUGUUGGAGACAGUUUUGCCAAGAAGCAUAUGAACUCUGCUAUUGUAGAAUAGAUUCAUUCCUGCAAAAGGGAUUGCUGCACCGAGUGUAACAUGUAAGGGAGGAGGAGGAAAAUCUGUAUUUUAUCCAAAGAGCAAGGAUUGAGGAUGUGAAGCUUCUCAGACACUUUUUUCCCAAGGGUGUACAGUCUUCUGUCAUUAUAAAAUGAGGGUGUGUUUUUCAGCUUGCAGAUUAUUUCAUGUUUUUACCGUGAUUGAGUUUAUUUGAUUAAAUUCAGUGUGUUUGGAGUUACUUUUGAAGCGAAAGUGAAACUGACUAGAAAGUAAAAAUGGUUAUUUUUAAUUUUUGAGACUUUUCUAUAAAUAGUGGAAGAGGAAUGGGUAAAAGAUGAAUUGUUCUAAGAACAAGAUUAAUAUUAAAGCUAUAAUACAUGUGCACAGGUUAAAAAAAACCCAACACAGUAGUAGAAGGAACAGGGAGCUAGGGAGUUAUUUUCAGCCUACUGGUGUUGCAUAAAAAGAUGGUAAUCUAAGGUUAUCAUGUUCAGCACAAUCAAUGUAUCCCAAGAAUUCACUGAAUCAAACCGUUUUCAGGAACAAAAUUAAUAAUUAUGUAGAGCAAGAGUUCUAGAAGUUUUAUUGAAAAGAGUUUAUAAUCAGUUUUACACACAGAAACCUUCUAUAGCGUUUGAAAAUCAGCCUCAUUUUGGCCUUUAUUUGGUAGCAGUGUGUUCUGUAGGAUUCAAAUUUCUUAUUGUUGUUGUCUGCCUUUAUGGAAAACUCUUUUGCAACUUGUAGAUAUAAAAUGGUUUUUUCACUGUCCGCAUUUGUCUGGAAAUCCAGUAACAUUAUGACUUUCAACUUAUUUCAAGAUUGCUUUAUAUUAUGUAUUUUCAAAUCUUAAUAUGGCCAAAUUUCUGUCCAAAGAUCUUAAAAAUGUAUAUCUGAAAGCCUGUCUGUUCCCAGUAUAGCUGAAAUUACAUGAAGAACAAUUAGCAUAACACUUUCAACUCGGAUAAAUCAUGUCUGGAUCUUUAGACAGCUUUGUUCAGUCAGAUUCAUCUUGUUGCUGUGACUCAGUCGAUGGCACACUCGCAUAAAAGCUGGCACCGGUCCGUGGGAACCUGUCUCUAUCAGAUACUGAUGUGAAAUCUUUCAGAAGUGAUCAACGCAAGAAAUGCUGCCUUAGAAUCACAUACUCAACCUGACCAUGUGGAAGUUAAACAUUCUUUGGCGUGAUUUUUAGACCUCUUCCCCCACCUCGUUUUGUUAUUGCCUUCAGCUGAUCUUAAAGAAUGGGGAUGGUGAGGAGUAGGGUACAGGAGCAAUUGCAAGAUGGGAGUGAUGGGAUAAAUAGUGAUUUUUGAGGGUAACUCAGAAACUUUUUGUAAUUACUCUGCUGAAAUACCUGAUUAGGUGUAGGGCAAUUUACUGGCUAGCACACCAACUGCCAAGGCUAGAUUCUGUCUUCAUCAAACAACUGUCCUAGUGUCCCACUUCAUGCUUUUUCAUAAGGUUGUCCCUCUGUUUCUUUGUCUUGUUCCCCUUCCCUCCCCCAUCUUUCCUGUUUUUAUUUUUCCCUUUGCUUCUUUCUUAGGGCGUUUGCAGCAGCAGCAGCACGGUGUGGUUAUGUAAAAUCCUCCCUCUGUAUGGGGUCAGAGCAUGGCAUGUAAUCAGGUUCUCUGCAGCCCAGCUCCCUGCCAGACUGGGAUGUGAUGGGUUUUGUUCUCUGCUAAUCUCUCCAGAGCAGCGGACAAUGAACUGCCAAUUGAAAACUGUGACGAGAGGAUUAGUGAGCAUCUGUUCAAAGAGAAAGGGUGUUUUUGAAGAGUGGAGAACUUUCCUCAUUUAGUGAAAGCUUGAAUAGUGCAGGUCCUUGCGUUAACAGCAGGACCCACCGUGCCUUUCCUGACCAUGUGGUUGUCUGCUGAAUCACUGUCAGGGUCUGGUUUGUAAAGCCCUCUGGAGUAUCUGAUUUUUAUGAAGAACCUAGUAAGUUCAGUUUCAAACCAUUCUGUGCAUGUGAACAAACUGGAAGUAAACUUAUAUGUAAAAAUGGAAGGAGUAAGAAUUAACUUGUAAAAUUGUCGCAAAGUACUUUGAAGAUUACUGAAUGCAUGCAAGAGAAAACGUGGUGCUCAGGUGAAUAUUAGUGUUUCUGUCGUGUUUGAACUCAAAAGGCUUGGUUUUUUACAAUAUAGUUCUUAAACGCUUGCUAUUCAGGCGUUCUUUAGUGUGCUCAGCCUGUCCUGGAUAUCUCACCUAGAAUUUGCCUCAUCAGCUCUCCCUAUAUUCUUGUUUUACUGUUUUCCUCUGAAGCUUUCUGCAGUGCUUUUCUGUCUUCUGCCUCAGAUACUUUUAAACCUCUUUUCAUCCCCAUGUUUCUCAAUCUCUUAUUCUUAACCAAAUUUACACAAUUAAGCUUACUUUACGUGACUCCAGCAUAUGUGGAUCUUAACAGCAUGGCUGAAAUACGAGUUCAGAUGUAUUGAUAACAGAAUAUGUAGCAAACUCUAUAAAGCAGUUACUUUUCAAAGAUGGAGUUCUAUGUGGGUUUUGUGUCCUUUAUGUAUCUCUCAGAGAAUCCAUUAUUUUUCUCCAUAAAUGCAUAAUUUUGUAACGCGCUGCUACCGAGGAGGAAAAAACAAGUGCUUUUCAAGUUAAAGUAGAAAAAACUUUGUGUGCUGUUGAAACAGGACUCUGGAUUGAGUAGGCAGCUGGGAUAGACACGUGCUCAUAACUUUGACUUUUUUUUUCCCCCUUCUGUUUCCAGUACAAGAGAAAUUGCCUUCUGCAGAACUGGUCUGUUCAAGGAAAGAUCCUUGCUUUCAUUUUGUCCUUUCCAUUCCUCCCCAAAUGUACCUGUUCUCUUAGAAGCCGAUUUCAUCUGGAGCUAUGCAAUUGGUGCCUGUUUCUUUUUCAAGUCAUUAUGUGUUUUAUGUGCAUCUGAGUGGCGCUGCUGGAGAAGCAAAACUGCUCUGCAGAGAUUUGAAAGGGCUUUACCGCAUCGGGGACCUGAGAACAGCGUAUUCCUGGUGGAAUGUUUUCAUGUGUUUGAAUUGCUUUAAAUUUUGUGUAUCUAUCCCAAGGCUGAAAGAGUAUGGGGAGAAGUAUUACAGUUUAUUUCUGCUUUGCACUAAAAAAAAAGAACAUUUUUAUGAGAUAUAUCCAUUGCACCAUAAAAUAUACUGUGGAUAUCAAUUACUGAAACUUUAAGUAAAUGCAGUUGAACCAAAUACUUAAAUACGAGGAUAGUAUUUUAGUGGGACGUGAGGCAGAUCUUUCUCUCUUGCGUUUAUUGUUUUAGGAUCUUUAACUACCACAUGUGGUCACGGUACCAAAAUGUCAGUUCUGAACCAAGGAAGACGCGGUAUGCUGAAUUGUCUGGUGUUUCUCAGCUUGAAGAAGAUCUGCAGUCAUUAUUGAUCCUCUUUCUUGGCGUUACCAUUUUUGAAGUGAAGUUUGCCUAGCUUUCUAGUGUGAGCUCUCUUUUCAGCCAUCUUAUAAAAAAAGAACAAAUUUUUUUUGAUCCAUAAAGUAGACAAGCUAUAGUUCUACAAUGUCCAAGUCAUUCCAGCAGUCAUCUCUGAGUAGGGAUUCACAAGGUCAUGGGCGUGACCUCUCUGCAGGAAUAGGCCUUCUUGCUGCUGCUACCCAGUCUUUAAAUAUGCCAGCAUCUCUUGGAAGGAUGAACCAGGGUACUGCACGCCUUGCUAGCUUAAUGAAUCUUGGAAUGAGUUCUUCAUUGAACCAACAAGGAUCUCAUAGUGCACUGUCUUCUGGUAGUACCUCUUCCCAUAAUUUGCAGUCUAUAUUUAACAUUGGAAGUAGAGGUCCGCUCCCUUUGUCUUCUCAGCACCGUGGAGAUGCAGACCAGGCCACUAACAUUUUGGCCAGCUUUGGUCUGUCUGCUAGAGACUUAGAUGAACUGAGUCGCUAUCCCGAGGACAAGAUUACUCCUGAAAACUUGCCUCAGAUCCUUCUACAACUUAAAAGGAGGAGAGCUGAAGAAGGUUAUGGUAGAGAUGGCAGAUCAUCCACACGGGAACCACCGUACAGAGUACCUAGGGAUGAUUGGGAAGAAAAAAGGCAUUUUAGAAGAGAUAGCUUUGAUGAUCGUGGUCCUAGCCUCAACCCAGUGGUUGACUAUGACCAUGGAAGUCGUUCUCAAGAAUCUGGUUAUUAUGACAGAAUGGAUUAUGAAGAUGACAGAUUAAGAGAUGGAGAAAGGUGUAGGGAUGAAUCUUUUUAUGGUGAGACUUCGCAUAACUAUCAUAAAUUUGACAGUGAGUAUGACAGAAUGGGUCGUGGUCCUGGUCCUGAGAGAUCUCUCUUUGAGAAAAAGAGAGGUGCUCCUCCAAAUAGCAAUAUUGAAGACUUCCAUGGAUUCUUACCGAAGGGUUAUCCCCAUCUGUGCUCUAUAUGUGAUAUGCCAGUUCAUUCUAAUAAGGAGUGGAACCAUCAUAUCAAUGGAGCGACUCACAGCCGACGUUGUCAGCUGCUGCUUGAAAUAUACCCAGAAUGGAAUCCUGACAGUGAUUCAGGGCAUGGAAUGGGUGAUCCCUUUAUGUUGCAGCAGUCCACAAACCCUGCACCAGGAAUUCUGGGACCACCACCCCCCCCAUUUCACCUUGGAGGACCUCCUGUUGGGCCAAGAGGAGCUGGCAAUGGAAAUAUGCAAGGACCGAGACACAUGCAAAAGGGCAGAGUGGAAACAAGCAGAGUUGUUCACAUCAUGGAUUUCCAGAGGGGAAAGAACUUGAGAUACCAGCUGCUUCAGCUUGUUGAACCAUUUGGAAUAAUUACAAAUCACCUGAUCCUAAACAAAAUCAAUGAGGCAUUUAUCGAAAUGUCGACCACUGAAGAUGCCCAGGCUGCAGUAGAAUACUACUCAACAACACCCGCACUGGUAUUUGGUAAACCAGUCAGAGUCCACCUGUCACAGAAAUACAAAAGAAUAAAGAAACCUGAGGGUAAACCUGACCAAAAAACUGAGCCGCCGAAACCAGAACUUGGUCGUGUGAUUCACCUCAGCAAUUUACCUCAUUCGGGAUACUCUGACAACGCAGUACUCAAACUGGCUGAACCGUAUGGGAAAAUAAAGAACUACAUACUCAUGAGAAUGAAAAGCCAGGCUUUCAUUGAGAUGGAGACCAGAGAAGAUGCUUUAGCUAUGGUUGAGCAUUGUGCCAACAAAGCGCUUUGGUUCCAAGGCAGAUGUGUGAAAGUGGAUUUGUCUGAAAAAUACAAGAAACUGGUGUUAAGGAUUCCAAACAAAGGAGUUGAACUGCUGAAAAAGGAUAAAACUAGAAAGAGAACGUAUUCUCCAGAGAGCAAAGAUUCCCCAAGUGAUAAGAAGUCUAAAACAGAUGCUACUCAGAAACCUGAAAGUGGCAGUGUAGAAGAUAAAGCGAAAGAGGAGAAACAAGAUGAUGCUGCUGAGCCAUCGGGCGCUAAAAGUAGUGAACAGGCAGACCAAGAUGAGCCUAGUUUACUGCUUGAAUCUGAAGAUGAGCUGCUAGUGGAUGAGGAGGAAGCAGCAGCACUGUUAGAAAGUGGCAGCUCCGCAGGAGAUGAUGCAGAUGUUGCCAAUUUAGGUGAUGUGACUACUGAAGAAAAAAAGGACACAGCUGAUGAUGUGACCGUAAAAACUGAGGGGAAUGUUGUGGCCAAUCCAGCAGCAAAGAAAAAGCUUAAAAAGCGAUACGUGGGUGGCUUUCCGCGGAGCAUGGAAGGUUUUGUCACUCUAGAUGAGGUUGGUGAUGAAGAAGACUCGGAUCAUCAAAAACUCCGCAAGUCGGGUUUGGCAGUAAAAUCUGCUGGCAAAAAUGAUGAUAGUUUGGCAGAAAUCAAGGUAGACAAGAUUGAGGAGCCAGAACAGGAAAAUGAAACGUUAGAAAAUGGAACCAAAACUGAAGAUAAUUUGAAGGCUGAAACUGUUGAAGCUUCUGAUACCACAACAGCACAGGAUACUGAGAAGAAUGCCCAUGAAAAUGCAGACACCCAGGAUGAACAGGAAACAAAGAAUGUCCAAGAGAAACCUCUGGUUCCAGAUGAAUUUAGGAUUGGGCCGUACCAGCCAAACAUUCCUGUUGGUGUGAAUUAUGUGGUACCCAAAACAGGGUUUUAUUGCAAAUUGUGUUCCCUGUUCUACACAAAUGAAGAUGUUGCAAAAAAGACCCAUUGCAGCAGCCUUCCUCAUUAUCAAAAGUUGAAGAAAAUUCUGGAUAAAAUGGCAGAAGACCACAGACAAAAGAAAGAAGCUUAAAAGGAAGGAAGGAAGGAUGUAAGGAAAACAGUGGCUUUGUUUUUAAUGUUAAUCUUUUUUAAAAGCAGUACAAGUAGUAGAUGGAAAUACUGUAUUCUUUUUUUUUGUUUGUUUUAGUGAAAUACAGUAGGCAUUAUAGGUCUGUUCAUGUGUUAAAUGUUGUAGCAAAAAGCAUACGCAGUUAAGUUAAUGACAAAAAUUUGUUCUUAAUGUGAGAAUGGCAACAAGUUUUUGUUUUGACACUUCAAGCUAGUAAAGAAAAAAAUCUUGCACCCUUGUGGAAAGCUCAUCUAUGGGAAGAAAACUUCAUUUACGUGAAACUUGCUAUUUUCAAGCUUCAGAAUUUGUCUUUCAAUUCCAUUCUCAAUAAAAAAUAAAAAGUAACACUGUAUUUUUAUUUUAUCUAGAACAUUCCAUAUUUCAGUCUGAGCCUAGCAGAUACUUAAUUUGGAGCAUAAGGCUGUCAUUGCAUUUCACUUUCGAAAAGUCUUUAAAUGUAAGUUGCAUUUUUAAAUGUUGAAUUGCAGUUUCUUUUAAUGUCAUUGCUGUUAUAUAGCAAAUAGGAAAAUUAGUGAUUAGUCAGCUUUACAACUUUGUGAUUUUUUUUUCCUAAGCUCUUGAUAGACUUUCCUAUUCAGCUAUUCCGUGUAUUUUUAGUGAGAAGUAAAUGCCCAUUCUCCUCUGACCAGUAUUAUUUCCUUGAGCUCUUCCUGCUUUUACUUGAAUCUUGUAGCUGUCGUACAUCUCUAGUAUAUUCAAAAGCAGCAUUUGAGUCCUGAAAUGUAAAAAGGUAUCUUUAUAUUCUUCACAUGUAAUUUUUUCAUACCUGCGUUUUAAAACCAUUUUUGUUAAAAUCUGGUUUCGUCAAGAAUCUUUAGAACUGUGCUCUUAAUGUACCUGCACAUGUGAGAUGUGAACAGGAAUUUGCAUGUGUAACCUGUGUUUAUAUGUAGUUUUUGUUAUUUACUGCUUAUUUGUGAAUUCAGGUUACUAAAGUGAUUUACCAAUAAACAAAGCUAGGCAACGGUAA
Egretta garzetta (little egret) is the source of this 7679-nucleotide messenger RNA. It is a transcript of the gene MATR3, whose product is annotated as matrin 3. Gene Ontology annotation, molecular function: zinc ion binding; RNA binding. Bases 3941 to 6649 code for a protein of 902 amino acids. NCBI's taxonomy places the organism in Eukaryota, Metazoa, Chordata, Aves, Pelecaniformes, Ardeidae. Gene Ontology annotation, cellular component: nucleus. The record is from RefSeq and is a predicted model, not a curated record. The transcript has 15 exons.